CUAGAUAAAAGGCGCGGGCGCGGGGACUCUGCGCGGACAGCUGGCAGGAGCCACCGAGGACCGAGAGGACAACCAUGGCCAAGGAGUGGGGCUACGCCAACCACAACGGUCCCGACCACUGGCAUGAGAUUUACCCAAUUGCCAAGGGGGACAACCAGUCACCCAUUGAGCUGCACUCCAAGGACAUUAAGCAUGACCCUUCCCUGCUGCCGUGGUCCACGUCUUACGACCCCGGCUCUUGCAAGACCAUCCUGAACAACGGCAAGACUUGCAGGGUUGUGUUUGAUGAUACUUUCGAUCGGUCAAGUAAGUAUGACCCUUAGGGACGGUUCAGUGUUCAUAACUGGCGAAA
Hipposideros armiger (great roundleaf bat) is the source of this 352-nucleotide messenger RNA. RefSeq names its product carbonic anhydrase 3-like. The transcript has 2 exons. Bases 75 to 323 code for a protein of 82 amino acids. The record is from RefSeq and is a predicted model, not a curated record. Lineage: Eukaryota; Metazoa; Chordata; Mammalia; Chiroptera; Hipposideridae.